GGAUUUGUAGACUCAGAAGCUGAACCGUAUGACUACGUUUGUCGAUAUUUCGCACCGUGGGUGGGAAUUACGGAAGACCCCGCCACAGGUUCAGCUCAAUGCGCAUUGGCACCUUUCUGGGGAGCGAUGCUAAAGAAGCGCAGCCUCUAUGCAUACCAAUCGUAUCCAAACCGUGGAGCACAGUUUCGGAUAGAUCUUCACGAUUCCGGUCGACUAUCGAUUCUGGGCCAAUCUGUCACAGUUCUGCAAGGUCAAAUCCACUUUGAAUGA
Molecule: messenger RNA, 270 nt
Organism: Ostertagia ostertagi
Lineage: Eukaryota; Metazoa; Nematoda; Chromadorea; Rhabditida; Trichostrongylidae
Source: the annotation of a GenBank genome assembly